This is a messenger RNA of Cuscuta campestris, 949 nucleotides long. Lineage: Eukaryota; Viridiplantae; Streptophyta; Magnoliopsida; Solanales; Convolvulaceae. The record is from the annotation of a GenBank genome assembly.
UUCAGAUUCUUAUAUUUUUUGUUUGUUACUCGUAUUUACAUGGUGCAUGGUGCAUGCUUUUCGCGGAUGAGUGCUUAUCGACGAUACACGUGAGGGACUAAACGAGAAGUUGGAACAAUGGCGCCUUGCCCUUGAGACUAAAGGGUUCAGAAUAAGUAGGAACAAGACUGAAUACUGGAGUGUCGUUUCAGCGGCAGAGAAACAGAAUCAGAGGUGGAAGUUAGGAUUGACUCUCACCUAGUACCUAAGGUAGACAGGUUUCGAUAUCUUGGAUCGGUAAUCCAGGCUAAUGGGGAGUUAGACGAGGAUGUUGGACAUCGUGUUGGAGUGGCUUGGGCCAAAUGGCGGUUGGCUUCAGGGGUAUUGUGUGACCCGAAGAUUUCGCCCAGGAUGAAAGGCAAGUUCUACCGAUCCGUAGUCAGACCUGCUAUGUUAUAUGGGGCAGAGUGUUGGGCGGUUAAGAAGACUCAUGUGCGUCGUCUGCAUGCAGCGGAGAUGCGAAUGUUACGAUGGAUGUGUGGGAAGACAAGGUUGGAUAGGAUUUCGAACGAAGUUAUUCGACGUCAGGUAGGCAUGGCGCCGGUGGAAGAUAAAUUGCGGGAAGCGAGGUUGAGAUGGUUUGGUCAUGUGAGACGGCGGGAUGCUGACGCCCCUGUACGGAGAUGCGAGCGGAUUACGGUUUUCGGGGGAAGUAGGGGAAGGGGUAGACCUAAGAAGAAUUGGAAGGAAAUGAUUAGACAGGAUUUAGGACUUCUCACCCUGACUGAGGAUAUGACUUUAGAUAGGAACCUUUGGAGAACUAGGAUUAGAGUAGCUGGUUAGGAACUCGGUGCUAUAGAGGUUUUUUGUAGUGUGUUGUGUUUGAUUGGAAUCUUCUAUUAAUGCUUGUAGAACUUUCUUUUCAUUGUACUUGGUGUUUUAUCCAUGCUAUACUGUAUACCCUAUCAUU